Molecule: messenger RNA, 3261 nt
Organism: Melampsora larici-populina 98AG31
Lineage: Eukaryota; Fungi; Basidiomycota; Pucciniomycetes; Pucciniales; Melampsoraceae
Exons: 9
Coding region: 1-3261 (1086 amino acids)
Source: RefSeq, a predicted model, not a curated record
AUGUUAACUUUUGAUCAAACCCUGAACAAAAUAAUCCGCCUUUGCGACAACUGCCCCGCUCUUCGAGAAGGGACUCGUCAAGAUAAAACCUACAUGAGAUUCUCUAAUCCACCCACUGCUGAUGAGGACGAAGGGAUGUGGUACCCAGUUAAUACCACUCUUGAUGCCGUAUUUGGUGUAGACUGUAUCAAACUCGAAAUCUCAAAAGGACCUUUUGGACUUCCAUUGGUGGUGGAAUGGGUUCAGCAAGCGCGAAAGCACCACACUUGGGACGGCGAUUCCGACAAGCUUAUCAAGAUCAAGUUGGAUAAUAUCAUAUCUGCGCUCCAAGAUGCGGGAGCUGAAGAUCAUGAAGUGGAUGAGCCACAUAAAACGAACUCAGUUGUUGGUAACAAACGUCGAAUCAGUCGAAUCGAGUCCAACCCCACGACCUCGAACUCAUCGAACUCCUCGAAGUCCAUGGAUGAUCCAAAGCGUCCAACCAAGCAAUUCCGCACAGCUGCUCCCGCCAAAAUAUCGGAUGGUGUCAUCAAUUCAUCAGAAGUCAUCCUUGUGCUUUCCUCUGACGAAGAGGAACGCAGAGGCUUUUCCAAGAAAAAUUCUGCGAAACGCGAGCUCAGAAACGUCAAAGUGGUGAACUUAUGCCCGUUAUCAACUCCCAAUAAGAACUGUAACCGAUGCAAGGUGGAGACCCGCCUUGGCGGUAAACACUUCUCCUGCCACUGUGGAGCGAAAUUGAUUUGGCUUAGUGGUGGACGUGUAAGACCAGCGGAAACUCACUGGGCCACCGAGAUUUGUAAGGACAAAACCGAGCAACUUAGAAGCAAUACUCAGUUGACUUCAUAUUUUACAAACUCGACAACUUCCAAUUCGAAAAUGAUUGAGGUACCUUGUCCAGGACUACACGAUGGCACGUGGGAACGACCAAAAGCUCGACACACUAUUGCAUACUUCCUUUCAAAAACCUUUAGCGUCUAUCGCGGAAACUUCCGACAUAAAAUCUGCCAGGACCUUUUUGGAGCUCAUGCACAAGAGAGCAAAUUGACGAAAGAACAGAAAUCGAAAUUAAUGACAACUCUCGACGCUCAAUCCAAAUGGCAAGUCAAACGACACGGAGAUCGUAAUGCAAUCUACUCUAGCAACUGUGAAAAGACAUUCCUUUGUAAUAGGACCAUCAAAAACGCCAUAUGUACUCCUUGCGAACAGGUCAAAGGAAUGCGUAGCUUAAUCCGAGCCCUUAAUUCGGAUUACGCUGAAGAAGAAACUCUCAAGUACACUCCCAACAACUUAAUGGAAGAUCACCAAACUAUAUUCUCGCCAACUUUGCUGAAACUCGCUGACUUUCGACUACUCCAAACAUCCAUUGAAGCCGCCUCCAAAGGGGAUUUUUCUGAUUUCUUAACGGUCAUGGCUGCCUCGGCUAGGAACGGUUUGUUUGAUAAUCGUGAUGCAGCACGUGCCAUGAUCAAAGCGGUUGCAGUGAAGGCUGAACGUGUCAAUUCUGGGAAAACCACUCGAGGUAUGAAGAUAGACUCAUGUCUGGACGAGUUUGUCAUGACACUUGGUGCCAUCAGUCCACGUGCUCUAAGCCUCUUCAACGACAACUUCGCCGGUCGUAGCCAACGCAGUCUCCGAAUGAUACGAGCAAGAGACGACAUGCAUCUACUUGAUGGUCUUCACAUCACCAAUUUCAAUCGAAUUUCUCAGGUUCUGAAAGAACUUGGCUACUCCGGUCCAAUUGCAACGGCUUCAGAUCAAACAGUUUGUGUAAAGCGCCUUCGCCAUCACAACGGCUUUUUGGUUGGCGCUCAAGGCGGCGAUAUAUCUUUCGAUGAUCCUUCUGAACUUCCUGAUCUUGUUAGAUCGGUUGUUAAAAAAAAAGAGCUAUGCUCUAAAAUACGAGCGUAUACAUUACAAGUUCCCUUGCCUAAUGUACCAACUUUUGUGGUGGCACUCAUUGCUAGUUGUGAUAAAGAAACUUCAAAUGAUAUACUCGAAAAUCACCACACCUUCAUGAAAUUGUCUCAAGACGCGGGUAUCAACAUCUUAUCAAUUGGAGCCGAUGGUGCACCAACCGAGCUAUGUGCUCAAAUUGCGCUUGCGGAGUCAGCAACUCAAUUCAUUACGUACGAAAACUCAGAUUACGAUGUUCACGUCAAAGUUCCUCUUAUGGGUAAUCCUCCUCGACCAGUUGUAAUGGUUCAAGAUCCUAAGCAUGCCCGUAAAACUGGUGCAAACCAGUUGGGCUCCGGAGCCCGUCUGAUUGUCAUGGGUAACUACCAUGUGUCUAUACAACAAGUGGCCACCAUUCUUCAGUCUGGACGUAGUCCUCUUCUUCAUAAAGACGUAUUUGAUUGUGAUAAGCAAGACGACGGGCGAGCAUUCCGAACUUUGAACUCGGGAACACUUGCGGAUUGGACAUCGCGAGAGGAUUCGAUCAGCAUGGACCGCCGAGUUCUUCUUAAGACAUUGGAAGAAGUGGCUUCUCAACCGACAAGCCGAACCUCACAAGCUAAUGAGCUUUUCUCAAAACUGUCUCACCGAGAAUACUACCCGAACUAUCCAUUGCUCCCUUGGAAACAUGGUAGCGAACCCGUCGAACAUAUAUUUGGCUGGAUGCGUGUCAUAUCCCCACGGUUUACUGUACUUGAUGCUCGAAUGAUGAUGCCUAAGAUACAUGCCAUUGUCAAGAAUGUCAUGUCAGGCCGAAUAAAUUUACCAUCAUCAGAGCACAUGCAUGCUGGAUACCAGUAUGCAUUCUCUGACGAACCGAAAGACGAGAAUCUCGACUUUCUUGCCCAGUUUCCCACUGAUAGCGAGAUAUCAGAGGAUCUGGCUGUUGCCUAUGAGCAGGCUGAUCAACUGACCCAGGUCUCUGGUAUGGGCUCUCUCAAAUCAUUAGACCAGGAAGUUCCGGCACGCGAUCUUGACGAUUUGCAUGUAGAGUCACCUGAAAACUUCUCAGAUAUAUCGGUAUGCACGACUCAACAAUAUGAUAUCUUGUAUGAAUACAAAGGAAAUGUUCUUCGUGAAAAGCAAGCUCUUGAAGCUGCUGCACACUUAACCAAGGAGGAAAACUCUGUCGACCUUCUUCUUGAUGCCUUGCCCGAAGAUGCCCAUACUAAAUCAUUACAAAAUGCGGCGAUGUCUAUCGCCAACCUUCUCAAUCCAGCCCCUGUAGCCGAGCAUCAUAACCAAAAAUCGAAUGAGUUGGCAAGCGACAUAGCAAUUGGUCCUCUAGUUAUUGAGACCAGGUUGUGA